This is a messenger RNA of Fusarium vanettenii 77-13-4, 1221 nucleotides long. RefSeq lists its product as uncharacterized. Bases 1 to 1221 code for a protein of 406 amino acids. The transcript has 4 exons. Gene Ontology annotation, molecular function: acetyl-CoA C-acyltransferase activity. NCBI's taxonomy places the organism in Eukaryota, Fungi, Ascomycota, Sordariomycetes, Hypocreales, Nectriaceae. Gene Ontology annotation, biological process: phenylacetate catabolic process; fatty acid beta-oxidation. The record is from RefSeq and is a predicted model, not a curated record. Gene Ontology annotation, cellular component: peroxisome.
AUGUCGAAAAUUACGAGAAGCGCUCGGGCGCUCAUGACCAAGUCGCCCAACGACGUCGUCGUCCUGUCAGCCAUUCGAAGCCCCAUCACCCGCUCAUUCAAAGGCGGAUUCAAAGAUGCCUGGCCGGAGGACAUCUUGGGACCAAUCAUGGCGGAAGCCCCAAGGCGAGCCAACAUCGAAGCCAAGGAUGUCCAAGACGUCCUCAUAGGCAACGUCCUCGCUGAGUUAGGCUUCGCAAAGACUGGGCGAAUGGCCCUCCUUAAUGCUGGCUUCCCAGUGACAACCACCUUUCACACCGUCAACCGACAAUGCUCAAGCAGCUUGCAGGCCGUCACCCACCUGGCGCACUCCAUCUGGGCCGGCCAAAUCGACGUGGCCAUGGCUGGCGGCGUUGAGAGCAUGUCCAAGAACUACCAGACCCGCGGUGUGCCCGCCGACGUAGGCCCAAGCCUCCGAGGCACAGCCGUCAAGUCGGCCGCCGACUGUCUGAUGCCCAUGGGCAUCACCUCGGAGAACGUGGCAAGUCGCUACAAGAUUAGCCGCCAGAUGCAAGAUGAGUUCGCACUUCUCAGUCAUAGCAGGGCAAAUCAGGCACGCUCUGCCGGUCACUUUGAUAGUGAGAUUGUACCCGUCGAGUAUACUGUCGUAGAUGGAGAGGUUAAAAGCCGCGUACGGGUCGAAGCCGAUGACACAAUUCGGGCUGGUGUAACGCUGGAGAAGCUAGCAAAGUUGAAGCCAGCCUUUAUCGAGACGGGUGGCAGCACAGCCGGAAAUUCGUCUCAGAUAUGCGAUGGAGCAUCGGCAGCUAUCCUGGCCCGUCGAUCUUGGGCCGAAGCUCGCGGUUUAAAACCCCUUGCACGGUUUCUGGGCACCCAAGUAGCAGGCUGCGAACCAGACGAAAUGGGAAUGGGGCCCUUGUAUGCUAUCCCGAGACUUUACAAGCAUGUCGGUAUCGAUCAAAAUGAUGUCGACGCGUUUGAACUGAACGAAGCUUUCGCCAGCCAGACAUUGGCUUGCAUCCACGAGCUCGGCCUCGACGUUGACAGGGUCAAUCCCAACGGCGGUGCCAUUGCCAUCGGUCACCCAACUGGAGCUACCGGGACGAGACAGUUGGCCACGCUUCUCGCUGAGCUUGCUCGUCAGGACAAGGAGGUCGGGGUUAUCAGCAUGUGUGCCAGCACCGGUCUUGGCGUGGCCUCUGCUUUCGUUAGAGAAGAGUAG